This is a messenger RNA of Lineus longissimus, 6592 nucleotides long. RefSeq names its product large neutral amino acids transporter small subunit 1-like. The record is from RefSeq and is a predicted model, not a curated record. Gene Ontology annotation, molecular function: L-amino acid transmembrane transporter activity. Gene Ontology annotation, biological process: amino acid transmembrane transport. The coding region runs from base 1949 to 3412 and encodes 487 amino acids. Gene Ontology annotation, cellular component: membrane. NCBI's taxonomy places the organism in Eukaryota, Metazoa, Nemertea, Pilidiophora, Heteronemertea, Lineidae. The transcript has 10 exons.
UCUCAACAAAAUAGACAAAGUUAUCAGCUUUUAAUAGCAUUUAGAAACAAAUCUAUUUUUUAAAAGAGUAGAUAAAGUUGUUGAUUUUGUUUCAGAAAUACUCGUAGUUGUUAGUGCAAUGAGCUCUCAGUGUAGUUGUUGUUUUUGCUGAUGUUUUGUGAAUGUGGAAACCCUCCUCACAAAAUGCAUUACAUUUGUAAAGAAAUCUAGUCAUGUUUUCCUAUUUUGUGAUAAAUGUUCUCUAGCACUUAGCAGCUGUAUUGGUUAUAUUCUGUAGAUUUACUCUGUUGCAUUUAAAGUGUGUUGUGAGUUUUCCGAUAUCUUAGUUGAAUUCAUAAUCACUUGCUUUUAGUAGAGUUGAAUUACUGUUGCAUUUGAGGCCACUGGUACUCUCAAUGUUGAAUAUAUUUAGAAGUCUAUUUGUUGCCUUUAUGGAGGUUUAUUUAUUCCAUCUAAAGGUAUGUUUGUUGCAUUUAAAAGUUUAUGUUUGUUGCAUUUUGUGGUCAGCUAUAAUAUUCUAAUGUUCAAGGAAUUAAGAAAUGAUCGUUAAGUCUAAGCAGAGCGCAAAAUUCCAUGGUCACACUAUUUACAUGUUAGCUCAGUUUUGAGGAAGUCUCAAGAGGUGUGUGAAAACAGUUCCAUUUACAGUGGAUCUCUCUUAGCGAACACCUCUCUAUUAAGGACACUCUAUUAAGGACACUAGUUUUGGACCAACAUUGGUUGUUUCCAUUCAAUUUGACCUCUCGAGGGUGUCCUUGAUAUAGAGGUUCUGCUGUAUGUGUAACUUCUUUUUAGAACCUUCUCAUUUAGCCACGCCCAAUUGUUUCUUCUCAAAGAGAGCCCAAAGGAAAUGUCAGUUACAGUACAUGUUCAUAUAUAUCAUUGGUUAUUUAUAGACUCCUUCUUCUGUCCUUUUGACAAUAUCAACCAAGUAUUUCAGUCACACAGUGAGUGCCAUAGUAGUGGUUUUCCAUUACUCAUCCUAUUUAAUUAUUGCGUACUACUGACCUUUUCAUCCAGAGUGAAAAGAGCAGGUCUGGAUAAUGUCAAACAGAAUUAUUAACGACCUUCAAUAUUGUUUGAAAAGUAUUUCAAUUAGUUCAACAUCUUUAAUUUUUUUUCAAAUGGCAGAAGUCACUGUAUAAUGAACCUUUGUUGCAGGAUGCAGUAUCGGAAAUAUUACAACUACGUUAUAUUUAUUGUGCCUUCUUAAAACUAAUGUUGACAACCCCUAGUGCCUUGUUUUUCGGUUUGCUUCAAUAGAAUGCCUUAUAUUCUGUGUUAUUUACCUUUUGUGUCUUAAUAUAUCUUACCACACCUCGUAGAACUCUCCUGUUUUGAGACAGGAAUUUCUUUAGGGUGGGAGUGUGUUCUCUUCAUAACAAAGACCUCCCAUCCUUGAUAUUUUGCAUUCACAUCGAGAAAGUGUUCUAAUUGCUCCACAAUUUUAAGUUCUAGCCAUAAUGGUGGUACCUAUGGCCAACCCUUUGACAGGAGGAACAAGACCUUUAAACAUAGCAUGUAAUUGAAACAGACUACAUUAUUCAUUGUGAACUCCAUACGAACCACAAACGUCCCUCACUUCAUCCCGUUUAUCAGACAAUUUAUUGUACCAGGACAGCUCAAUCAUUGUUAUGAAACAAAAAAGACCAAUUUUAUGCACGAUAUAGUCGACAGCUUUCAUUUUUGAAUACAAUGGCAUUUAGUGCACCACGUGAUGUGUUGGUUGUCAGGAGUAUGAGAUCAGUGUAUAUUUAUUACCUCUCAUCGUUAGUGCAGCUGGUCAGUUUGCUUGGGGUGGGCUGAUAGUUGGUGCUGCAGUAACGCUAGAGAACACUUUUCUGUGAGAAAACUUGGACAUUAUUGAGAUUUCCCAAAGUUAAUGCAGAGCUGAAAUAGUCGUGGCACAUCUAUAAAUUUCAUAAAUAAGGGAUAAACAUUUGAUAAAAUGGGUCUUUGUAAAAGGAAAUCAUCUCCUCCAGUGGAAAUCACACGAGCGGACGAUGGUAAAAUUCGUCUUAAACGAGAAAUAGGACUCAUUCAUGGUGUCAGUAUCAUUAUUGGCGUCAUCGUUGGAUCUGGUAUCUUUGUAUCGCCAGUUGGAGUACUUUCACAUGUCCAUAGUGUAGGGCUAUCCAUGGUUUUAUGGACAGUUUGUGGUGUGUUCAGCGCUUUAGGAGCAAUCUGCUAUGCUGAACUUGGCACAACUAUCCCACGAUCGGGUGGAGAAUACAUUUACAUUUUAGAAGCCUUUGGUGGAUUACCGGCAUUCAUGUGCCUGUGGAUUAAUUUCAUCUGUAUAGGUGCUGUGGCAAAUGCGGCAAACUCUCUCAUCUUUGCAACGUAUAUCCUGAAGCCAUUGUUUCCAGAGUGUGAUCCCCCUGAGAUUGCAUUACAGCUUGUUGCCACAGUUUCGAUCACCUUUCUGACGGCCAUCAACUGUUUCAAUGUCAAAUGGGCUGCCAAGAUGGCCAUUGUCUUCACUGUGGCCAAACUUGCCGCGCUAGCUCUUGUCAUAGUCGUGGGAUUCAUUUAUAUGGGAAAAGGACGUACCCAGUAUCUGACCAACACUUUCGAGGGCAGCAACUAUUCAGUCGGACCAUUUGCCUUGGCGUUUUAUUCUGGAUUUUGGGCGUAUGCUGGUUGGAAUUACUUGAACUUCCUCAUUGAUGAACUCCAAAAUCCCAAGAGGAAUCUGCCUCUGGCUAUUAUCAUAUCCCUUGGGACGGUAACCGUCACCUAUCUCCUGGCGAACGUCUGCUACCUGACCGUGCUCUCUCCAGCAGAAAUGUUAGAAUCUAGUGCCGUAGCUGUGUUAUUUGCUGACCGAACGUUGGGCGUGAUGGCGUGGAUCAUGCCUGUAUUUGUGGCGUGUUCCGUGUUCGGAACAAUGAACAGUGAGAUGUUGUCCAUGUCCAGGGUAUUUCAUACCGGAGCGAUAGAAGGUCAUCUCCCAAGCAUCAUGGCGAUGAUCAACUACAAAUGGUUGACUCCAGCACCCGCUGUGAUAGUCUUGGCGAUCUUCACGCUGCUGUUCUUGAUCUCGAACGAUAUCUUCUACCUCAUCGAGCUCACCGGAUUCUGUUAUACCAUGCUCAUAUGCGCCGCCAUCGGUUGCUUGUUGUAUCUGCGGUGGAAACGACCCGACAUGGUCCGCCCGAUAAAGUUGCCACUGGCAAUCCCGAUCUUCCUGUUUUUUUGGACCCUGUUCAUUGUGUUCCUGACGAUCUACCAACAACCGAUGGAGAGUUUGAUUGGCAUCGGUAUAUUCCUGUCCGGUAUACCGGUCUAUCUACUUGGAGUCACCUGGUCUAAGAAACCCAAGGCUUUCACUAACCUCACAGAUAAAGUGACAAUAGUGUUCCAGAAGAUCUUCAUGGUCGUCUACCCAGACAAGGAAAUUGUCGAUUAAUAAGGCGGCCAUCUGACGACAUAUCGGCCUUCGCUGAUUUCAUCCCAUCCUUCAUCCUUCGAGAACCCUUAUUUAUCAAUUCUGGAUGCAAUUCUCUGCAUUUGAAGUGUAGCACCGUAGCUCCUUGAUAAGAAAUAAGAACACUUCACAUUUCAUGUGAAUCAUUGUGGUGUUUUGUCAAUUGCUACAUUUGUUUGUAAAUUUUGUCAUCAUUUACAGUUUAAUGAGUAUGUGUAACCUUAAAGGAAAUUACUAGGUCUGCUCCAUUUACUUUAAGAAUCUCGAAGAGUACUAUGAGACUCGCUCCACAUUUCUGUGUCAGCUGUACCACCACAACCCUCCCCGUUGAAUAUUGUUUUAUGAAUAACUGCGAGGGCCUGAUAGCCCCGUCUAUAUGUACUCUGGCCUCAAUAUGUAAAGAUUUUGACUGUUGUAUUGUAUUGCGUGUUUUACAAGGGUUAAAAUGUUCUUCCAUCUAACUUCUACAUGUGAAUCAUUUACGUGCAGAUUUUGUCUUAUGUUUCUCGAGUAUUUUCAUCAGCAUUGUCAUGGUCAUUCUUGAGCAUUUGUGGUGCUGCUUGCUCAAGGCUUGUGUGUUGUUUGGAGCUCUUGAAAACAAUUGUGUCAUUCAUUCAUCCAUUGAUAUUUUGCCAAAUUGUGGUAUGCCAUCGUUGUCUGAUGGGUGUACCAAUUAUGGGGGCAGAGUAUUGUGUCUUGAUACCGACAAAAUUGCUUUUUGCAAAUCGGGAUGGGCAAUUUUUCAUAGUGGGAUGUCAGGACUGGUAUGUUACUUUCCUUCCUGACCAUAAAAGAAAAAUAAAUUGUCAUUAGUUCUUAAAUGUUGCUAUUGCUGGUAUAAAAUGAAGUUUGAUCUGAGUGGUAGAUGUUUGUAGGGUUGAUAUGCUUAAGUAGUGGUUUAAACGUAGACUUUCGUGGCGUGCUGUGCGCAAGAAGAAGCUGACAGUGUAUGGAUACCCAACCUGUUGGCUCAGUUUUGCUUUAUGACGAAUUGAACUAGGAUGAAAUCUAUCAAAAGGACCUAGAACAAUUUUAGUGGGGUCCUCAGGAUGAGAGAUUAUUUUGAUUUGUCAAAUCUUUCAACAUAUUCCUGGUGGCCUUGCUAGUUUUCGUUUUGGGCUCUUGAUGAAAAAAUGUCAAUGCAAUUUUGUAACAGUAAAUAUUUGUUGUAGGACUGUUGGGUAUAUCGGGAUUUGUCCAGCUUUUGAAUGCGUUAGUGCAAAAAUUUUUCUUGCUUGCAUUAAGCUGUAUGUCCUUGGAAUUUGCACCUUGCCAGAGCUAGAUUAUUGAAAUGUGAAGCUGCAAGUGAAUUUGAAAAUUAGGUCAAACCAAAUUGAGUAAAACUGAAAUAAUUCAUUUGUUGAUACAGAAUGUUUCUGAUAUAUAACCUAACCUGGUUUGUUAGGGUAUUUGGUGAUUGAUGUACAUCUUAUAAUUGCUUGGCGUGAGAAGUUUUGCUUUGUAUAUAAUUGUAGAUAGGCAUGUUGUUACUCAUCAUUAAUCUGCUGGGCUUUCCAACAUCUCCUGGCAUGCAAAUCAGCUCAUUGCUGAAGGUCUCCUGUUCAGAGAUAAUGCCAUGAAAAUUUGGUGUCCCUGCAACAGCCUGGCGGGUUCAUCUUGCUACCCCAACGGGCUGCUUUCAGUACCGGCAGUUGGAAAGCCCAGAAUCUGCCGUUGUAUUUCUUUUUUGUUUGACUAUAUCUUACCCAGCAUCGUAUUUCUGUCUUGCACAUGAAAACAAAAUGACUUCAGGUGAAAUAAAAAGUCGUACUAAAAUACAGAAAUGCAAUUUACAGUAAUUGACAAUUAUUUGCAACUGAAUCGGAUGCUGGAGAGCAAUGGCUUUAUUAAACCAACCCCCUUCAAUUUCAUUAUGGACUUGCUCUCCAAUUUUUUGGGAGUAGUCCAUAUUGUUAAUUGAGGGGGUGCCGUGGUUAUGGGGAGAGUUUAUUAAAUUUUUAGCCUAGUCAAUAUUGCUAGCUUGGUGAUGAGCAUUGACAGUUAGAUUGCUAUUGCUAUCUUUGACCUCUAUAUAUUGUGGCAUUUAAAAAUGUAAUGAGGGCCAUGUUUUUGAAAGCAUAAUUUUAUCUUUCAGUUUAUAUCAUGAUUUAAAUGGCUGUUUUACCCAUAACGUAACAAUCCUUAUGAGCUAUGCAAUGACUUUCAUCAUGAAAUAGAAUAUUAAGAAUGGAUUUAAAAAGUAAAAAAGAGUAAAACAUCAUUUGAAUUACCAAGAGUUUGUUGUAUGGUUUUGAGUAAGAAAGUUAAGCCUCCUGUUCUAAUCAAAUAACGUAGUGAUUAUUUGCUCAACUAGAUAUCUGCAAUCUAAAAUCUGCCUCGAUCAAAAGCAAAAUGUCUCGGGAUGUUUAUACCUGGCACUGGUGAAAGUUAGAUGUGUCCUAUAUAUUGGAUGUGAUUCUAAGAAGUGCUGACCCGGCCUUAUUUCGAGACACCCCUCCUUUGAAUAGUCUAUAUGUAGGUGAAUAUCUGUUGUGGUGGUCGUAUGGAGGUAGUUUUCUUGUUCCUUUCCAUGAUGCAAACUCAUCAGAACUUUACACAGCGCAAUAUCAAUCUUCAUCAGAGGCUGUUGUAAAACUCUGUUUUUUAUCUUCAAGUUGUGAGGGGAAACUUAACUUUACUAGAAGUUUCUCCAAUUCAUUAACAGAGCAAUUUCACAGUCUGGUCCAUGAACAGAGAGGUUGCACACCGUCCCAACUCCCACUGCCACACUAAAUUUAACCAAACUGGGAGUGUGAGAAAACCCCAUUGUGUUCGUCCCACAAGUGCACACUUUAAAAGGUAAUCACCUCGGAGUGGGGUGGGAGUCGGGACGAAGCACAACCUCUGUAAUAAGAUCUCAAAUAGUUUUUUCUGUCUAGUAAGCUGCAGUGAGUGGUAGUCUUGACUCUUCCAAAAACUUUUCAGUGGUGAACUACUUGAAUAAAUGAAAGAAAAAUGAAUAGUUAUGCCCGUUUCAUCCAAGGUUAUUGAAAAAUAAACCAUACAAAGCAAAAUGAGAGCUGUUGGUUCAUGGUAAAAUAUUUUUAACACUAUGAUACGAGUUCUUGGAAGGGGUUUGUAUUUGUUUUCCAUUGCAGCAGGCAUUUUCCUUGUGUGUUUGCCAGUAAAUAAUAUUCCAAUAAACUAUAACCCUUUAUGUUA